UGUACAAAUUGUCACACCAAAACGACUCCGUUGUGGAGAAGAAACCCUGCUGGCGAGCCAUUGUGCAACGCUUGUGGCUUGUUCUUGAAGUUGCACGGGGUUGUGCGUCCUCUAAGCUUGAAAACGGACGUAAUCAAGAAGAGACAGAGA
Molecule: messenger RNA, 150 nt
Organism: Suhomyces tanzawaensis NRRL Y-17324
Lineage: Eukaryota; Fungi; Ascomycota; Pichiomycetes; Serinales; Debaryomycetaceae
Gene: GAT1
Product: Gat1p
Exons: 1
Biological process (GO): negative regulation of transcription by RNA polymerase II; positive regulation of transcription by RNA polymerase II
Molecular function (GO): DNA-binding transcription factor activity, RNA polymerase II-specific; zinc ion binding; RNA polymerase II cis-regulatory region sequence-specific DNA binding
Source: RefSeq, a predicted model, not a curated record